Molecule: messenger RNA, 2050 nt
Organism: Dermatophagoides farinae (American house dust mite)
Lineage: Eukaryota; Metazoa; Arthropoda; Arachnida; Sarcoptiformes; Pyroglyphidae
Biological process (GO): Rho protein signal transduction
Cellular component (GO): cell surface; plasma membrane
Molecular function (GO): death receptor activity; nerve growth factor binding; coreceptor activity
Source: RefSeq, a predicted model, not a curated record
AAAAAAAAAAAAAAAAAUGCAUCAUAAACAUUGUAUUUCGAAUAUUUUUCUAAUAUUUUUAACAUUUUUCGAUUCAUAUCGAACAUUUAUAUCAGCUGAUUCUCAACAACAACAACAACAACAAAAUGUUUUCGGUGAUAAUAAUGAAGUGAUUACAACGAUAAAUCCGUUAAUAAUAUAUUCAACAACAACAACAACAACGACAAAGACAACAAAAGAUAAUCCACAAAGGAUUCUACCAAAAUGGCUUAUCCAUUUGGUUAAUAAUAAUAAUAGUAAUAAUCAUCUUCAACAAAAUCAAUCAUUGAAUAUUAGUGAUCUGAAUAUUAUAGCCCAAAUCAAUGGCCAACAUCAACAUCAACAACAACAACAACAACAACAACAACAUUCGAAUUCUAAUCGUUCCAAAAUUUUUAUUAGUCAUGUGAUUCUAAAAAAUUUAUCAUUAUCAACAAUAAUUAAUCAAAAUCAAUCAUCUAAUAAUAUUACUGUAAAUGAUUGUAUUGAUGGAAAAACAUAUUGGAAUCAACGUACCGGUCAUUGUCAUGAAUGUUUAUCUAAAUGUCCAUCAGGUGCAAUCAUAUUACGACAAUGUAAUCGUACAAAUAAUAUGGAAUGUGUUUGUACACAAGGAUGGUAUAUGUCAAUAUUGGAUGGAACAUGUAAACCAUGUUCAGAAUGUCCAUCUGGUUAUGGUGUGUGGCGUACAUGCAGGUGGUCUCGUAACACUGUUUGUCGACAAUGUCAACCGGGAACUUUUUCCGGUGCUUCAGUUGGCACGCUUGGUUGCAUAAAAUGCUCAAAGUGUGGUCCUAAUCAAGAAAUGAUUUCCGGAUGUGAUGGUAACCGUGACACAAUCUGUAUUGAUCGAUCAGCUUUAAUGGAUUCAUAUCUGAAUACCAUUGAUGAUGGACAACAACCAUCUGAAACGGAUGAUUUGGCCAUAUAUUCUAAUGGUAAUACAAUAGAUGGAUCAUCAUCAUCAUUAUCAUCAUCAUCAUCUUCAUCCACAACAAAUUUUGAUCGAAUUAGAAACCAUACGAAUGGUGUACAUCUUUUACCAUUAUACAUUUCAAUGUUGGUCAUCAUUGUAUUUACAUUCUGUAUUUAUGCAUUGAUUCAAUUAAAAUGUAAUAAUUCUCUUAUGUUACGUGUUGAUCAUCAACGUGUUAACGAUUCUUCGAGUAUACAUACACAUCAUGGUCAUCAUACAAAACUUUUACCGCCGCCACCACCACCACCACCUCCAUAUAAUGCAAAUAAUAAUAUCUUGACAUCUUCAAUUCAAACAUGUCCACAACAUCAAUAUUCCUAUAACAUUCCAGCAUGGUUAUCAAGUCAAACUACUGAUAUAUCACCAUAUCAAUCACCAUUACCACAUUAUCAUCAUCAUAAUUCAGUCAUGCCAUUAUUUUCGGCAUUAAAUCAAAAAGAAUCGACGCAAAGAAAAUUCCAUAUUCAUAAUAAUAAUAAUAAUCGUUCGACACCAUUAACAACAACAAAUCAUUAUGGACAGAAAACCUACAAUGAAUUAUUAAUUGGUUCAAAUAGUCCUACAUCGACGACAUCCACAUCAAAUGGAUCGAUUCAAUCGGUUCCAUUGAUCAGUGAUGAUGUUGAACAUUUAACCAUUGAAAUACGGCAAGCAUUAGAAAAUAUGCUUGGAAAAGAUACAGAAAUUUGGCGUUUAUUGGCCAGAGAAUUAGGCUAUGAUGAAAAACAUAUCGUUCAAUUCGAAUCAAAAGCAACGACUAUCACCAAUGGCCUAAAAAUGAUUGAUACAUUCAAAGCUAUUCGUUUAUUAUUAUUAGAUUGGUCAUCACAGAUGACUACAUCACCAGAUGAUCAUCAUCAUCAACAACAACAACAACAACAAUCAACGGAAACUGAGAUUGCUGGACCGCCAUCAUUGGCUACAUUAAGCAAUGCUUUGAUAAGAAUAGGCCGUGUUGAUUGUGCUCGUGUUGUUGUCCGACAAAAUUAUCAUCAACAGCAAAGACAACGACAGCAACAACAAAAUCACACAUCAACAUCAAGGCAAUAAAAUUUU